Messenger RNA from Pipistrellus kuhlii (Kuhl's pipistrelle), 597 nucleotides. RefSeq names its product pre T-cell antigen receptor alpha. The record is from RefSeq and is a predicted model, not a curated record. The transcript is spliced from 5 exons. Gene Ontology annotation, biological process: negative regulation of thymocyte apoptotic process. Lineage: Eukaryota; Metazoa; Chordata; Mammalia; Chiroptera; Vespertilionidae. The coding region runs from base 1 to 597 and encodes 198 amino acids.
AUGGCCGGGGCUUGGCUGCUGCUUCUCUUGGCCCUCGGGUGUCCAGCCCUGCCCGCAGGUGUGGGCGGCACCCCCUUCCCCUCGCUGGCGCCCCCCAUCACCAUGCAGGUGGACGGGAAGCAGCAGGUGCUGGUGGUCUGCCUGGUCCUGGACGCGGCGCCCCCUGGCCUCGAGAGCCCCGUCUGGUUCUCCGCUGGCAAUGGCAGCGCCCUGGGCGCCUUCACCUACGGCCCUUCCCCAGCCGCAGAUGGCACCUGGACCAGCCUGGCCCAGCUCUCCCUGCCCGCGGAGGAGCUGGCAUCCUUGGAAGUCUUGGUCUGCCACACGGGGCCUGGGGCUGGGGACCGCAGCCAGAGCACACAGCCCCUGCAGCUGUCAGGAGAGACGUCCUCAGUCAGUACCUGCCUCUGGGAGCCUCUGGGGGGGACGGGGGGCCUUGUGCUGAGGCUGGGGGCGCUGAGGCUGCUGCUCUUCAAGCUGCUGCUGGUGGACCUGCUCCUGACCUGCAGCCGCCUGCUCACUCCGCCCGCUGCACCCGGCUGCCCGCACUGGCCGCCCCGCAGCCUGGGCGGUCGGAACACCUUCGUGCCCGGCUAA